AUGGUUCAGCCACCGGUGGCCGAUCAGCAGCCGGGCGUGGGCAUUGCCGCCGCCCUGGCCGGUGAUUCGCCGGGGAAGGUCCUCCCCACGGCCGAGGAGAUCAUGCACUUCCUGCGCGAGACCCUCUUCGCCGGGACCGACCCCUCGCUGGGCCCGUCGCCUCUCUUCCACCACUUCCCGACCCCGAGCCAGGGGGUGGUGAUCCAGACCAGUGUCGGCACCUUGCGCCAGGCUGUUCGGCCGGGGCUUCGGCCACUUGUGCUCGCCUGCAUCCGAGCAUACGCCCUGUCCGACAACAAUGAUGCCUACCUCCCGCUGAGCAUGCUCCUCUGGCAGGCCCGAUUGGCAGCCAGCCAUGGGAGCACCCCUUGCCAGGGGUCCGCACCCGAGGCCGAGGCCGAUGUCGAAGUCGACGCCCGGCUUCUGAAGUCCCUGGACCACCCCUCGCCGGUGGAUGACUGUGUGAUUUCCUUUGGAAUCUCGGUUCUGCUUGAUGUGGACCCGGCUUUGGCGGAGGACCGCCUUCAGGAGGAGCUCUGCCACACUGGCAUCUGCCGGAUCCGGUGCCUGAGAAUUCGAGAAACCCCAGGCCCCGAGUGGCAUUUGCUCCCCGACGAGGAACCAGCCAGCACGGGCUGCACACACACUGGGCCUCCUCCGCCGGGUGUUCCGCCCCGGCCGGCGGCCGUGGUCCUGCUGCGUUCGGGAGCGGUGCUGCUCAUCCAUCCGGACAUGCACCUGCAUACGGUGAGCGAUGUGAUCUUCUGCCGGGCGGCGCACAGCCUGGUGGGAGCCCCGCAGUCGGCGGCACUGGCCACCCUGCCGCCGGACUUGCCGCCUCCCUUCCCGGCCAGCCUGCUGGCCGGUGUGUCGGUUGACACCCUCAGCACCCUGCAGUCGCAUCCCUCACCGGGGCCCAAAUCCCCGCUCAUGGCUCGGGUUUCCUUCCAUGAGGCGGUGACCGGGCUCGGGGUGGCGUCCGGCUUCGAGGAGCCGGAUCUGUCCGAAAGCCGGCGGCUAUUUGUCCUGUACCAGGCCCUGCGACAUGUGGCGGAUAUCCACCGGGCCGGUCUGCAGCUGGGUCCUCUGGCCCGGUCGCCGGGGCUCUUUGGCAUCGAUCGCACCGGCUGGGUGCAUCUGCCUCCGAUUCCGCGGCGCCCGCUGCCCAGUCCGGUGUAUGGUGCGACUUUUCCUCCCCUCCUUCGGGCUUCCUUCUCCUCCGGGGCCUCCCUGUCCUUCUUCUUCUUCUUCUUCUUGCAUUCCCACCUGUCCCGCGACUGUUCGACUCCCGGCUGA
Fonticula alba is the source of this 1296-nucleotide messenger RNA. RefSeq lists its product as hypothetical. The coding region runs from base 1 to 1296 and encodes 431 amino acids. Lineage: Eukaryota; Rotosphaerida; Fonticulaceae. The record is from RefSeq and is a predicted model, not a curated record. The transcript has 2 exons.